AUGUCGUUAAGAACCGAAGCUGGGUACGAGAAAGAUCUACUCCAAAUGGUUAUCGAAAAUGCCAGAAUGGAAGAAUUCAUUAGCAGCCACGACGCACGUGAUCGCUUCAUCGUCGACAACUGCAAAACCACUUACUUUGCCGGGUACGAAAGUACCGCUGUUUCAGCCGCUUGGUGUCUAAUGCUCUUGGCCGCCUACCCGGAGUGGCAGGAAAGGGUCCGGUCCGAGGUUGCCAAUGCUUGUCGUGGCCAAGUUCCCGUUGCCGAAUCCGUCCGCAGAAUGAAAUCGAUAACGCCACCUAUAUUAUACUACCACCAGAUAUUUCUCACCUUAGAGUGUUUGAGCUAUAAGGAAAAAAAGCAAUUGGCUGCAACCAGCAAGAGGUGGUCUAUCCAGCAAUUAGACAUUAAUAAUGCCUUCUUGCAUGGUUACCUGGAUGAGGAGGAAAAUAAUUCUUUUGAAUUCAAUCCACAAAAGUUUGCAGAUGGCGAUGUCAAGACUUGCAAGUAUCCACAGGCAUAUAUGCCAUUUGGAAUCGGACCAAGGAGGAUGACACUUCCUCAUGAUCACCCUACUCCUGGAUCCUGUUUCCAUCUUGGGUAUGAUCCGAUGAGCAAGAUGUACAAAUUACUGAGAUUGAACUAUCAUCUCCUCCUUCGGAAUGCUAAACGAUCUAACCCGGUAGGAGCCGAUAUAAUGACGCUGAGGCCCUCCAAUUAUAAUAGUACAUCAUCAUGGAGGAAGCUAGACUUGAUUGAAUGUGGCCUUGGUGGUAUUCUUGGUGCCGUCAAGGAUCCGCCGCCGUUCGAUGGAAGUUCUAUCUUGGGCAAUGAUGGUUUCCUAUGGUGGUACUCGACAAACCCAAAAUUACAACUAUUCACUUUCGAUCUAAACAAUGAGAUAUUUCAAAUGAUUGAGUUUCAGGAGGGCAUCAGAGGAGAUGAGUGGAGAUUAAGACAAAGCCCUGUUUUUACUCUGUCCAUGGGGCGGCCGGCUAUAUGGAAUUUUGGGCAAGAUGAUCCUUUCAGGUGUAUUACCCUCUUUGUGUUUGAAGAAAAUAAGCAAUGGAAAAAGCAUUGUGUACAGCUGCCUGAACAACUUGGGGAAGUGGCAUAUUUCGUUAUCAAUAUCGGAAACUUACCCACCGGUGAGAUUUUAUUCACGAAUGUUUGCUUGAGAAAUCAAGACCACUGCUGGCCUGUUUGUUCCUAUAACCAUCACACCAAUAAGUUUGAGUAUUUUCUGAUUGAAAAUCUUCCUAUCCCUUAUAAGAUUCCUCAUGAUUUAGUUCGUGCAUAUAAUCAAAGCCUGAUUUGCUGCGAAGAAUUCUUUGUUCACACCUCGUUUCUACAAGAUAGUAGUAGUGUUUACCUAACACUGGAUGAUGUACUAAGUGGUGGGGGGGCUUUGAGCUGA
Messenger RNA from Oldenlandia corymbosa var. corymbosa, 1416 nucleotides. The record is from the annotation of a GenBank genome assembly. NCBI's taxonomy places the organism in Eukaryota, Viridiplantae, Streptophyta, Magnoliopsida, Gentianales, Rubiaceae.